Messenger RNA from Hyalella azteca, 2152 nucleotides. RefSeq names its product chitin deacetylase 1. The coding region runs from base 23 to 1642 and encodes 539 amino acids. The record is from RefSeq and is a predicted model, not a curated record. Gene Ontology annotation, molecular function: hydrolase activity, acting on carbon-nitrogen (but not peptide) bonds; chitin binding; protein binding. Lineage: Eukaryota; Metazoa; Arthropoda; Malacostraca; Amphipoda; Hyalellidae. Gene Ontology annotation, cellular component: extracellular region. The transcript has 7 exons. Gene Ontology annotation, biological process: carbohydrate metabolic process.
UCUCUUAAGACAUCGCUCCGUCAUGUCUAGAUUAAGAUUCGUCCUUGUGCUAUUGUUCGCAGCAGCGGCAGUCUUAGCUGAGGAGCGUGAGAAGCGACAGGCAGCGGAGGCCGAGGCGACGGUAGACGAGGAUGCCGUGGACGCUUUCACCAGGGAGCUGUGCGCCAGCAAGGGCGCGCAGGAGUACUUCAGACUCAGCACGCAGGAUUGCAGAAAAGUCAUCCAGUGCACAGAAGUCGGUCUGGAGAGUCUAGUGUGCCCCCCUAGUCUUGCAUUCGACCUGGAACUGCAAGCAUGCAACUGGAAGGAAGAGGUGAAGAAUUGUGCCAAGACCACCAAAGACAAGAAAGUCAGGCCUCUCACUGCCACCAAGGACCCCUUGUGCGAGGGCGGUAAGCUGGCAUGUGGAGACGGUGUGUGUAUAGCGAAAGAGUUGUUCUGCGACGGCAAGCCUGACUGUGCCGAUAAUUCAGAUGAGAACUUUUGCGACAUCAACUCAGAUCCAAACAGAGCUCCUCAAUGUAACAAGGCCGAAUGCCAGCUGCCGAACUGCUUCUGCAUUAACAACCCUAAUGAGACCCCCAACAAUAUCGACCCUAAGGAUGUACCACAGAUGAUCAUGAUCACUUUCGAUGACGCUGUCAACAACAACAACGUUGAUCUCUACGACCUCAUCUUCAGUGGCCGCGCAAAUCCAAAUGGCUGUGACAUCAAAGCCACAUUCUUCGUGUCGCAUAAAUACACGAAUUACACCGCAGUCAGCGAACUACACCGCAAAGGACACGAAAUCGCCGUCCACUCCAUCAGUCACAACGAUUCCGCUACCUUCUGGACGGAAGCCACUGUCCAAGACUGGACCAACGAAAUGGCGGGAGCUCGACAGAUUGUCAAUCAUUUCGCCAACAUCACUGAUACCACAGUCGUGGGCGUCCGCGCUCCUUACCUUCGAGUGGGAGGAAACAACCAAUUCCUCAUGAUGGAAGAGCAAGGUUUCCUCUACGAUUCCACCAUUGUUGCUCCUUUGGCUGAUGUGCCACUUUGGCCCUAUAUUUUGUACUACCGUAUGCCUCAUGAGUGUCAUGGGCACAUUCAGGUUUGCCCUACUCGGGCAUACGCUGUUUGGGAAAUGGUCAUGAACGAAAUGGACCGUCGUGAAGACCCUCUUCAUGAAGAGCCUCUUCCUGGUUGCGCUAUGGUGGACUCCUGCUUCUCGAACAGGCCGACAGGCGAUCAAUUUUAUAAUUUCUUGAACAACAACUUCAACCGCCACUACAACUCCAACCGCGCUCCUAUGGGACUCUUUUUCCACUCUGCUUUCCUCAAGAACAACCCUGAGAUCCUGGAUGCCUUUACGUUCUGGCUCGACGAAAUUCUUAGCACUCACAAGGACGUCUACUUCGUAACCAUGACUCAAGCUCUUUACUGGCUCCAGGAUAUUGUUCCAAUUAGUCAAGUUGCUAACUUCGAGCCCUGGAAGGAUAAGUGUGCAGUCCAAGGCCCUCCAUCGUGCCAGAACGGAGGAAAUAACUGUAAAUUGGACACUGCUGAACUGCCCGGCGAAACCGUACGCCUGUCUACCUGCAUGCCUUGCCCCAGCAGGUACCCCUGGUUGUUGGACCCCAAUGGUGAUGGACUAUUCUAAUCAGUGAUAGCCUAUAGAAUAUUCCUAAUAUGAUAGGGAUCUCGUAGAUCCCCUUAUGUAUAUAUUGUUUAAACUUAUUUUAUUAAUCAAGACGAGCUUACGUUGUUCCCUGUCAAGACUUCCAUCUUAUGUGUAAAUUUUUUAUUCAAAGAACCGUUUAAUAUGGCUUUCAUUUCUGCACAAGAAAUUCUACCCUUUUCAUAUAUUUACGUUACCAGGCCUUUAGAUACCAUUUGCGUUUUCAACAGCUAGUGUAUCCGUGGACGAUGAUCAUAAUGUCUAGGUUGAAAUUUUCCUGAUAUUUUUCUUAAAUAACCCACUUCAUCACGAACGGCAAUCAAGUAAAUUGCAAGACCGCUGUGAUGGUUAAGAUCUUAAGAAGUUAGUUGUGACUGCAUUUCUGUAACGAGUAUUAUUUGCCAGACCAGGUAGACACGACGGUCUCUUCGACAGGCGAAUUUUCAUUUGUUUACUCAUUGUGUUACAACAUAAUAAAUCAGAAAUCUCGGA